Messenger RNA from Rhinocladiella mackenziei CBS 650.93, 912 nucleotides. RefSeq lists its product as uncharacterized. Gene Ontology annotation, biological process: translation. Gene Ontology annotation, cellular component: mitochondrion. Gene Ontology annotation, molecular function: ribosomal large subunit binding. The record is from RefSeq and is a predicted model, not a curated record. The transcript has 2 exons. Lineage: Eukaryota; Fungi; Ascomycota; Eurotiomycetes; Chaetothyriales; Herpotrichiellaceae. Bases 1 to 912 code for a protein of 303 amino acids.
AUGCCUUCACGAGACGCUGCCGUCCAAUUUCUCUACCAAACUUUCUCUGCGUCCCGUCUACAACGAACUUCCCGACAAUCCCUCUUCCUCUGCCUGCAAUGCCGCAAUCUGUCUCUCUAUCCAUUAACUCGAACAAACCACCUCAAACCACAAAAACCACAUCUCCACGCCUUCAGCACCACCUCGCCGCUUGGCAAAAAAUCGUCCUCCUCAUCCAAAUCCUCCCGGAAGUCUCCUGAAGUAGCAUCACCCAAGGACAAAGAGACCCGUAUCCCCGACCAUGCCGCCACACAUGGCAAAGACAAAGAAAUCGACCCUUACGACUUCACGGACCUGAAUGCCGGUAUUGCAAAGGCUAUUGCCCGCCUGAAAGAUGCGCUAGUCAAAACCCGCGAUGCAGGCCGAAUUACCCCAGAGAUGAUCGAAGCAUUACCGGUCGAAAUCAACGUCAAAGGUCACGAUGCACACGGCGGUCCUGCGCAUAAGGAGAAAUUGAAGAUCCGAGAUCUCGCUUCCGUGGUGCAAAAAGGUGGACGAAUGGCACAGGUCUUUUGCGCUGAGGAGGCGCACGUGAAACCCAUCACAUCCGCGAUCCAAGCGAGCCCGUACAGCCUCGUCCCGCAACACGACGAACACAACCCAUUAUGUAUCAUCAUCCCUGUUCCACCCGCGACAGCUGAAACACGGGCACAAGCGCGCGCGGAGGCCAAAAAGGUCUUCGACCGUGCUAGUCAGGAACUCCGCAAUGCAAGAGGUGAUGCGCAGAAACGCCAUAGGAAGAUGGAGUUGGAGAAGUUGGUCGUGGCGGAUGAGUUGAGAAAAUCGCAUAAACAGAUGGAAGAUGUCGUCAAGAAAGGCCAGGAGGAGUGUAAGAGAGUCUAUGAACAGGCUGUUAAGAGCUUGGAUGGGUGA